This is a messenger RNA of Schizophyllum commune H4-8, 2150 nucleotides long. RefSeq names its product T-complex protein 1. Gene Ontology annotation, molecular function: ATP binding; ATP hydrolysis activity; ATP-dependent protein folding chaperone. Lineage: Eukaryota; Fungi; Basidiomycota; Agaricomycetes; Agaricales; Schizophyllaceae. The transcript has 9 exons. The coding region runs from base 338 to 2020 and encodes 560 amino acids. Gene Ontology annotation, biological process: protein folding. Gene Ontology annotation, cellular component: chaperonin-containing T-complex. The record is from RefSeq and is a predicted model, not a curated record.
CAACGACAGUUGGGAUACCUUCGAUCCUGCUCAACUCGUACUAUCGGUAUCGUGAAGAGCGAACGAGAAAGUACGGUUGCAUUGGUCUGCACCGCCCGCCUAGCUCAAUCGGAUAGAGCGUCAGACUCUUACUGCUAGGCGGAAUCUGAAGGCUGCGAGUUCGACCCUCGCGACGUGAAGUCCUGCCGACAUUUGGUGAACAGUUGAGACACCGACGCCGUCGUUGCUCGCGCAGAACCACGAGGAGUGAAGCCGUGCGCGCUAGCGAUCAAUUCCAUCAACGCGAUCGGGCGGCAUACGCGUCUUGUCUUUUUCGUUCAUCCCGAGCGCGUCCAAGAUGUCGCUCAAGGUCCCCAAAGCAAACAACAUAGAGCUCUUUAAGGAGGGGUACAAGCACCUACAAGGACUCGACGAUGCGGUUCUGCGCAAUAUUCAGGCAGUAGCCGAGCUCUCCGACCUGGUCAGGACAAGUUUUGGUCCCAAUGGCCGCAACAAGCUGAUCAUCAACCAUCUCGGGCGCCUCUUCGUCACCUCCGAUGCUGCCACGAUCAUUCGCGAGAUCGAGGUCGUCCAUCCAGCCGCGAAGCUACUCGUCAUGGCCUCGCAAGCGCAGGAGGCAGAGAUGGGCGACGCGACGAACGAGGUCAUCAUCUUCGCGGGCGAGCUGCUCAAGAAGGCCGAGCAGCUGCUUAUCCUCGGCCUCCACCCGAGCGAGAUCAUCAAGGGGUACGAGAUGGCGUCCGUCAAGGCGCAGGAGGAGCUCGAGAAACUCUCCGUCAAGACCCUCCCUUCCCCGUUGACCACAUCAUCCCUCGCGACUGCCCUCCGCCCCGCGAUCGCGUCAAAGCAGUAUGGCGUCGAGGACAAGCUGGCCGCGCUUGUAGCCGAGGCCUGCCUGGCAGUGAUGCCCCCGAACCCGAAGAACUUUAACGUCGACAAUGUGCGCGUCGUGAAGAUCAUGGGCAGCAGCCUCAACAACAGCACGGUCGUCCAGGGCAUGGUCUUUGGCCGUGAACCAGAAGGCUCCGUCAAGAAGGUGGAGAACGCCAAGGUCGCCGUCUACACAUCCGGCGUCGACAUCUCGCAAACAGAAACGAAGGGCACGGUUCUCCUCAAGAACGCGAACGAGAUGCUGAACUUUACCCGCGGAGAGGAGGAGCAGCUUGAGAAGAUCAUCAAAGAGAUCGCCGACUCGGGCGUCCGCGUCGUCAUCGCCGGCUCCACCGUCGGCGACCUCGCCCUCCACUACCUCAACCGCCACAACAUCGCCGUCCUCAAGGUCCUCUCCAAGUUCGACCUCCGCCGCCUCUGCCGCGUCGUCGGCGCUACCCCGCUCGCGCGCCUUGGUGCCCCGACCGCCGAGGAGGCGGGCCAUGCCGACGUCUUUGAGACCAAGGAGAUCGGCGGCGACCGCGUCACCGUCGUGCGCCAGCUCGGACCCGGCGACCCCGGCUUCAAACCGGACGGCAAGGGCGAGCCGACGCGCACGGCGACCGUGCUCCUGCGCGGCGCGACCGCGAACCGGCUGGACGACCUCGAGCGCGCGGUCGACGACGGCGUGAACGUGCUGAAGGCGCUGCUGAAGGACGGCCGGCUCGUCCCCGGCGCGGGCGCGGCCGAGCUCGAGCUCGCGCGGCGGGUGGACACGUACGGCGCGGGGCUCCGCGGGCUCGCGCAGCACGCGGUGCGGCGGUACGCGCAGGCGCUGGAGGCGGUGCCGCGCGCGCUGGCGGAGAACGCGAUGGGCGGGCGCGCGGGGAACGAGGUCGUGAGCAAGCUGUGGGCGAAGCACGAGGCCGAGGGCGGCGAGGAGUGGGGUGUGGAUGUGGAGGGCGAGUCCGACGGCACCCUUCCUGCUGCGCAGGCCGGCAUCCUCGAUGCGCUCGCCGCGAAGGCGUGGGCGCUGCGUCUGGCGACCGAGGCCGCCGUCAGCGUUCUCAGCGUCGAUAGCAUCAUCAUGAGCAAGCCUGCGGGCGGCCCGAAAGUGCCGCAGCAGGCGGGCAAUUGGGACGAGGAUUAGUGGUAGCGAAAUCUGCAGAAAGAAGAGCGUAGAUGGGGAGGGGAUACUGACAGUAGAGAAGGGACGCGUAGUAUACUCAUUUGUAUCCAUAGUUGCUUCAGCGCGCAAAAGCCACCUUGAUGGCCACAAA